Messenger RNA from Zingiber officinale, 1059 nucleotides. Its product is annotated as 65-kDa microtubule-associated protein 3-like. Gene Ontology annotation, biological process: microtubule cytoskeleton organization. The transcript is spliced from 6 exons. Lineage: Eukaryota; Viridiplantae; Streptophyta; Magnoliopsida; Zingiberales; Zingiberaceae. Gene Ontology annotation, molecular function: microtubule binding. The record is from RefSeq and is a predicted model, not a curated record. The coding region runs from base 1 to 1059 and encodes 352 amino acids. Gene Ontology annotation, cellular component: cytoplasm; spindle.
AUGGCUCUGGAUCCUAAUUGUCGGCCUACAAGAAUCGCUACGGCACACAGAACCCUUCUCGAUGAGCUCCAGAUAAUAUGGGACGAGGUCGGUGAAUCCGAAGACGAGAAGGAUAAAAUGAUGCUUGAGCUGGAGCAGGAGUGCAGAAAUCUGUACCGAAGAAAGAUUGAUGAAGCAGACCAGUACAGAGAUCGAAUAAGGCAAGCAAUUGCAGGCCUUCAAGCAGAGAUCGAAGACAUAUGUUGUUCGAUGGGAGAACCACCAGUCCAUGGAAUUGAGAGUGCUGGAAGCUUGAAGGAGCAGCUGAAUGCCGUAACUCUGAAACUAGAGGAGAUGCAAAUCGAGAAAAAUGCGAGGUUGUUGAAAUUCUUGGAGGUCAUGGAUCAGAUCAGAAAGAUCUUAGCCGAGUUCAGCCCUAUCGAGUGUGACGACUCCAAGUUUUCUGUGGAUGAAUCUGACCUAUCAACUCGGGCACUUCGAGAAUUGGAGAAACAGCUGCAGUCACUUCAGGAGGAGAAGAGCGAGAGGUUGAGACGAGUGAUGGAGCACUCAAAUACUUUGAAGGCAUUUUGUGCCGUCCUCGGUCUCAGUUAUGAAGAAACAACCAGAGAUUUGCAUCACAAUUCACACCAUGAUGAAGGAUACAUGAGCAUAAGUGAUGACUCAGUCGAAAGCCUUGUGUCUGCGAUCGAGCAUCUGCGAAAGGUUAAGCUUGAAAGAAUGCAGAAGCUUCAAGAUCUUGCCAGUGCCAUGUUGGAGUUGUGGAAUCUGAUGGAUGUCCCGAGCGAAGAACAGCAGCAGUUCCAGAGUGUGGCGUGUAAUAUAGCUGCAUCGGAGCAAGAAUUUACAGAACUGAAUUCUCUGUCGCUGGAGUUCAUCGAUCAUGUACGAGCAGAGGUUUUAAGACUGGAACAACUAAAAGCUAGCAGGAUCGAGGAGCUAAUUCUGAAAAAGAAAACCGAACUACACGAAAUCCAUCUGAAAACACAUCUGAUUGCUGAAUCACAAGAACCAGACCUCGAUAUCGAUGAUGAGCUAUUGAUGCAUCUUCGAUGUUAG